AUGGUCCCGCUUGGGCGCCUUCCGGCGCUGCCGCUAGCGCGUGGCUCCACGCGCCGCCGCCUCCUCGCCGCCGGGGCCUCUGCCGCCUCACCGCUCCCAUGGCCGGGCCUUCACACCUGGCGCCGGGCCCCUCCCAGCGACCUCCGCUCGUGGGGCCCCAACGGCCCCUGCGUCCCGAACACGGACAAGGCGGGCGCGCCAGAAGCCGGCGCCGGAGUCGGCGACGGCUCGUCCUUGGCCGAGAUGGGCGCCCUCGUGCUGUCCACCGCCGACCCCCUCGCCAAGGCGCACCUCACCCACGCCGCCUUCUCCCGGUGGGCGGCAGGCGGGCUCCCCGUGGGCCUCGCCCGGGCCCCGGACCACCCCGCCAGGCCGGAAAAGCCCCUCGCGGUAAAUGCUCCAUCCACCUUGUUGCUCUCUUCGUCGAGGCAUUUCAUCGAGCAGGUUGGGUGUGUGGUGCUCUUGCUGCUGCAGGUGACUCAGAAGGAGGUCCCCACGCACAAGGCGAUGGGGGUACCGCUAAACGCGUACAUGCUCCACAACCUGGCGCAUGUCGAGCUCAAUGCGAUCGACCUUGCUUGGGACACUGUGGUGCGGUUCUCGCCGCUCCGGGACACCCUGGGAGAUGGCUUCUUUGCGGACUUUGCGCGUGUGGCUGACGAUGAGAGCCGGCAUUUUCGGUGGUAUUCACAGCGGCUUGCCGAGCUUGGCUUCAGAUAUGGUGAUAUGCCUGUCCACAAUCUUCUGUGGAGGGAGUGUGCAAAAUCCUCAAGUGAUGUUUCUGCACGGAUGGCAGUUAUACCUCUAGUACAGGAAGCUAGAGGCCUUGAUGCUGGACCGAGACUAGUCCAGAAGUUAAUUGGCUUUGCGGACCAUAGAUCUGCAGACAUUGUGGCAAAAGUAGCAGAGGAAGAGCUUGCACAUGUUUCUGUAGGUUUAUAUUGGUUUCUGAAAGUGUGCGAAAUGAUGGGCCGUGUCCCUGGUGCUGCUUUUAGAGAUCUGAUAAAGGAGCAUGAUGUUGUAAUGAGGGGUCCAUUUAACUAUCAGUCUCGUGAUGAAGCUGGUAUACCUCGAGAAUGGUAUGAUGAGACGCUUAAACCUGAAGUUGCAAGCAACCUUUCAGAGGUGCAUGAUAGGCUAGCAUGUGUUAUUGAGAUGGAGAAAGAGAAUGCUAAUUUGAAUGGCUAA
Messenger RNA from Triticum turgidum subsp. durum (durum wheat), 1188 nucleotides. Lineage: Eukaryota; Viridiplantae; Streptophyta; Magnoliopsida; Poales; Poaceae. The record is from the annotation of a GenBank genome assembly.